UCAGUCUCUGUCCUUGCCUGCAGCGCCACAGUUACAGUCCUCUUCAUGCUCGAUUCUUCAAUGUCAAUGCCCACUCCUCUCCUCUGUCGUCACCACGCUUCGCCAACUCGCUCAUCAGUGUGUUUUGGAUUGGAGAUUGGAGAUGGCGGAAGUGAUUCACUUAUGGUCUGCUCCAUGCUCCCUCGGUACCGCUCUCAUGUAUUCUUUCGCUCAGAGGGAUGACGUUGAAGUGCUUGAUGAGCCCCUCUAUGCUAAUUUCCUUCGACUCACUGCUGUUCAUAGACCCUACAGGGACCAACUACUCUCCAAAAUGGAGUCUGAUGGAAAUAAGGUCGUCAAGGACAUUAUUUAUGGUCCAGGAAGCAAGAAGUAUAGAUUAUGCAAGCAUAUGUCGAAACAGAGGCUACCGGGUUUGACGGAUGAUCUAAUGAAGAAAGGAAAGCACUUCAUUCUGACAAGAAAUCCUCUUGACGUAUUGUCAUCCUUUGACGAGGUUGUCCCUCCCUCUUUUUUUGAGUUGGGUUUGGCAGAGCUAGUUUGUAUCUACAAUGAACUUAGUGAGAUUGGAAAACCACCACCUGUUGUUGAUGUUGCAGAACUUCAACAAGAUCCUGAGGCUACUUUAAGGGCUCUUUGCAAUGAUUUGGAGAUUCCUUUUCAACCUGCAAUGCUCAAUUGGGAAGCAGGUCCUAAACCAAUAGAUGGCUUAUGGGCCCCUUGGUGGUAUAAAACUGCACACAAAUCUUCUGGUUUUGAGGCAGAAAGGAAGUAUCCUCAGCCAUUUCCCUUUUCUCUCUAUGACUUGUUGGAGCAAAGUCUACCCUUGUACAAUAUGCUUCAGCGCCAUGUGAAGAAGAAGCCAUCCCUUCUGGAACCUCCCUUACCUACACCCGAUCUUCCAGUUCCUGAAAAUGAGAAAUUGCUUGCCUGGGUUGGUGAUGAGAUUGUACCACGUGAGAGUGCAAAGGUUUCUGUGUUUGAUUCAGUUGUCCAAGGAGGUGACUCUGUUUGGGAGGGUCUUCGAGUGUAUAAUGGAAAGAUAUUUAAACUUGAGGAACAUUUAGACAGGAUGUAUGAUUCAGCAAAAGCUUUGGCUUUCGAAAAUGUUCCGACUCAAGAUAAGAUUAAGGAAGCCAUUUUCAAAACUCUGAUUAGGAAUGGAAUGUUUGACAAUUCUCACAUCCGACUUUCUCUAACACGAGGAAAGAAGGUUACUUCUGGGAUGAGCCCAGCAUUAAAUCUAUAUGGAUGCACGUUAAUUGUGCUUGCUGAAUGGAAGCCCCCUGUUUAUGAUAAUGAACGUGGUAUAGUUCUUGUAACUGCUACAACACGCCGUAAUUCACCAAAUAAUUUGGAUUCAAAGAUUCAUCACAAUAACCUCCUCAAUAACAUACUUGCAAAGAUUGAAGGUAAUAAUGCAAAAGCAGAUGAUGCAAUCAUGCUUGACAAAGAUGGUUAUUUAUCUGAAACCAAUGCAACAAACGUGUUCAUUGUUAAAAGGGGCCAUGUCUUGACACCGCAUGCUGAUUAUUGUCUUCCCGGCAUU
This is a messenger RNA of Cajanus cajan (pigeon pea), 1546 nucleotides long. Its product is annotated as branched-chain-amino-acid aminotransferase-like protein 2. The record is from RefSeq and is a predicted model, not a curated record. Gene Ontology annotation, molecular function: catalytic activity. Lineage: Eukaryota; Viridiplantae; Streptophyta; Magnoliopsida; Fabales; Fabaceae. Gene Ontology annotation, biological process: carboxylic acid metabolic process.